This is a messenger RNA of Ambispora leptoticha, 414 nucleotides long. Lineage: Eukaryota; Fungi; Glomeromycota; Glomeromycetes; Archaeosporales; Ambisporaceae. The record is from the annotation of a GenBank genome assembly.
AUGUCACAACCGACCCCACGUGGUCGUAAAGCUCCGCCGGAAGAAGAAGAUGCCGCGAAACUUGCAUUCGGGGAAGAUUUUGAGCAUGCAGAGUUCUUGUUCAUUUCUGAGGCAGCGUUACUUUUGGAACGUACGCCACCAGGACAAGCUCAAACUAGUAACUUUCAAAAAACACAAGCAUAUGUAAACACAUUCAGUAAAUUUCACAAUCAAGAAGCAGUGACCGAACUUCGAAAAACCUUACUCAAAUACAAUAUCCACAAGUACGAAUUAGCACAAUUGGCUAACUUGUGUCCGGAGGAGGUUGAUGAAGUGAAGUCAUUAAUUCCAAGCCUCCCACAUAAACUCGAAGACGAAAAAAUUCGACAAAUAUUGGAUGAGAUUGCUGCUUUGAAAAAGUAUCAAUCUCAAUGA